AUGUUUGUGCCCUGCGCCGAGCCAGUUCCCGAGCUCUCGGGCUGCACCCUCUUGAUGCCAGCAGUAUCUGUUGGAAAUGUUGGCCAGCUUGCAAUAGAUCUGAUUAUUUCCACACUGAAUAUGUCUAAAGUUGGUUACUUCUAUACUGAUUGUCUUGUGCCAAUGGUUGGAAACAAUCCCUAUGCAACCACAGCAGAGCUGAGUAUAAAUGCUGAAGUAUACUCAUUGCCUUCAAGGAAGCUAGUGGUGCUUCAGUUGAGAUCCAUUUUUAUCAAGUAUAAAUCCAAACCAUUCUGUGAAAAGCUGCUUUCCUGGGUAAAAAGUAGUAACUGUGCCAGAGUUAUCGUUCUUUCAAGCAGUUCUUACCACUGCAACGACCUCCAACUUUGCAGUAGUCCCUUUCGCUUCCUACUUACACCUUCCAUGCCAAAAAAUGUUCAGAAUAAAAUAAAGAGCCUGAACUGGAAAGAAAUGGAAAAAAGCCAGUGCAUUCCUGGAAUUGAGGAUUCUGAGUUCUGUGUCCAUAUCCCAGGAGGUGGUAUCACAAAAGUACUCUACAAGGAAAGCUCUUCCAGAGAAAUUCCAAUGAUGGUUCUGCUUAAAUUUAUUUCUGAAGGAGAUAAUAUUCCAGAUGCAUUAAGUCUUGUCGAGUAUCUUAAUGAGUGGCUUCAGAUCAUCAAACCAUCUGUCAAUGACUCUACAUUAUCUGCUUUGCCAUGGAAGAUACCAAGUUCCUGGAAACUGCUUUUUGGGAGUGGUCUUCCUCUUGCACUUUUCUGA
This is a messenger RNA of Elephantulus edwardii (Cape elephant shrew), 780 nucleotides long. Its product is annotated as proteasome assembly chaperone 2-like. Bases 1 to 780 code for a protein of 259 amino acids. Lineage: Eukaryota; Metazoa; Chordata; Mammalia; Macroscelidea; Macroscelididae. The transcript has a single exon. The record is from RefSeq and is a predicted model, not a curated record. Gene Ontology annotation, biological process: proteasome assembly. Gene Ontology annotation, cellular component: cytosol; nucleus.